GCAACCCGUGGAAAGAUUCUCCAGUUCAUACAGUCUGGUGAAAGAAGGAUGGGGAAGAAGGAUGCCUGCGCUGCCAGGUUACCGGUCGAUCAGUACCGUAAACAGAUCGGAAAACAGGACUAUAAGAAAACCAAACAGGCUCUUAAAGAGACACGGCUGAAGGCAGAGGCCAAGAGGAGUGCUCCUGGAAUCCGGGACGUCGUACUGGUCGUUGUGGCUGUUCUGAUCUUCUUGCUCGGUAUCUAUGCCUUCUUCUACCUCAACCUCAGCACAGAGAUCGACCUGGAUGUGGAUGUGGACUAAGCGACUGGUCACCCUGAAACGUGUCCUACUGCUCAUAGGUGAUGGUGGAAGAGAUGGCACAGUGGGUAUCCUUACUUUCUAUGCGUGCCCAGUGAUGCCACUCUCUGAUGCCUGAUCCAUACAAUGCCCUUGGAUGACUGCUGGACAGCCAGUGCUGAACCUAAAAGAAGAUGGAUCACAAAUCUGAUCUGGUCUGAUCUUCAUAUUCAGAUAAACUCAAACUAAAUGCCUAUAGAUCAAUAUAUGUGAGGUCAUCGAAUAUCAGAUAUGCUUCCAUGUUAACCACAAACGGUUGGUGUAAAACAAACCAUGUAUGCUUUCUUUUCUUUUUACUGAGAUUAUUUGCAGUCAGAAGACAUGCCACUUUGAGAUUAUCUGCCUGGUGUCAUUUGUUUGCCUUUUUUUUUUUUUUUCUUUUCAUGUUUCAGUAUAGUCUUAUGUUUGUGGGGGGGAAUUCAUUUUUGGUUGAAAGCUCUUUCUACAUGUUGUAAUGCAAUAAUGAAUUCACUGCUGUGCAUUAAGCUUGAUGGAUCCAGUUUUGUUGUGUGUCGUUGUGGUCUGUUUUUUGACCACGAUGCUUUGCUCUAGCUCCUCUUCAUUUUUUUUUUUUUUUUGGGUCGGCCCUAAAAAUACUGAUUCCUCUAAGAGAAAUACAUAAAUCUGUUUUUUUUUUAAGCACCUAUAUCACACAGGCAGACACACAUGCUGCAUUCCCAUACACAAACGUAUGCUUGCAGAUCUAGGGAUCACAAUAUCACAACACUGGGAGAUUAGAGGCGGAAAGCCGGCUCCUGAUUGAGUGUGUGUCUGGAAUACUGAAGUGCUCUUUCUCUGCUGCUGUGGCAAGAGCGAUUAGCAUCUCAAAUACUGUCAGUUUCUUUUGAUGAAAGGCAGGAGAGCAGUGCUGAAAGACACCUAACUUUACAAUGAGGACCUUCAUGUGCUCUCUGUCAUUGUGUGGCUGUGGGAUGUGCAUGUGUGUGUGAGCGUGUGAGUGUGUGUGUGUGUGUGUGUGUGAGUGUAAUCCCUGGAGAGCCAUUUAUGGGUGGAAAAAAUGUGAAGGAUUAUUAAUCAACUGAACGCUGUUACCCUUAGCUCUAUAUGUCAUUUGAAGUGCUUGGAGAGGGUAAAAAGCAUGGCCUUCAUUAAUUUCUGACCACCUGUAUGCACCUUGUUUGUGUGUUUGCAUGUGUGAGUGAGAGAGACAGAGAGAGAGAGAGAGAGAGAAAUGGAAGGCUAAAGCACAAUGAAAAUCGCUGAUAUUUUUUUUUGUCUGAAAUAUUUUGGACCAUUUGCAGAAGUGAUGACUUAUUUCAUUCCAGCAGAUUUAUGUUAUAUGUGAUAAUCACUUUGUGUGUGCAUUUCUUUAACUGAAAACUGUUAUCUUUUCGGAAAGCUCAAUAUUACAAGAUUGUUGAUUUUUUUUGGUUACUAAAAAAAUAUGUCCAUGCAGUGUCAGAAUGAUUGAUACCGAAGAACAGAACAUUUUGUGCAAUAUCUUUGUUGCUGAAGUCAAGAUGUUUUGAUUUCUGUGGAUUUGCUAAAGGAAGAUUUAAGACUUUUGCAAAUUCGAUAGAAAUUCAGAACAUCAACACAAGGAAGAUUUAAGACUUAACCAAAAUAAAAUCAUUUU
This is a messenger RNA of Chanos chanos (milkfish), 1936 nucleotides long. It is a transcript of the gene triqk, whose product is annotated as triple QxxK/R motif containing. The coding region runs from base 49 to 303 and encodes 84 amino acids. The transcript is spliced from 4 exons. The record is from RefSeq and is a predicted model, not a curated record. NCBI's taxonomy places the organism in Eukaryota, Metazoa, Chordata, Actinopteri, Gonorynchiformes, Chanidae. Gene Ontology annotation, cellular component: endoplasmic reticulum membrane.